GAUCAUGGGUAAUACAUCUCCUUUCCCUUCUCGCCAUGCGGGAGGAGCGACGAUCGUGCUUCAGCAAAUCUUCCUGAAUUUGGACCGAAUGUUGCGAAUCGUCGACGCUUGACGCCCCUGAUCGCGACUUUAGUGGACUAAAACAUCAUUCGUGCCAUCUUCGUGUCCGGUUGGAGUCGCCUCGUGCACGUCGAAGCUUCUCGGCCUAGCUUAGCUUAGCUUAGCUUAGCUUGCUAGCAAAGAGACGCGUUUGGGAUCAACACUUCGCUCAGCAGAGAUCAAGCGGGAGUGUUGCGAUCGUCGUGUGAAAAUGUGUGCAAGGACAGCAGAGUACGAGGAGGAACUUUGGGGCCCAAAAGAGGAGAAGGAGCCACAACGUCAACUGCUGGACGCUGCGUUCAAUCUGCAGCCUCGAAUUGUGCUCCGCAGAGCAGACAUCACUAAAGAUCUUCGUCCUGACCAGCAGGAGCCAGAGCCCCUUCACAUUAAAGAGGAAGUGGAGGACGAAGAACGCACACUGAGCGGAAAGUGUUUCGAUCGUCAUGUGAAAAUGUGUGCAAGGACAGCAGAGUACGAGGAGGAACUUUGGGGCCCAAAAGAGGAGAAGGAGCCACAACGUCAACUGCUGGACGCUGUGUUCAAUCUGCAGCCUCGAAUUGUGCUACACAGAGCAGACGUCAGUGAAAAUCUUCAUCCAGAGCGGCAGCAGUCAGUGUCCCCUCACAUCAAAGAGGAAGAGGAGGAUGAAGAGGUUCAACACAUCAAAGAGGAGGAGGAAGAGUUCCUUCACAUUAAAGAGGAAGAGCCGGAGGACAUCAUCAAGGGUCCAUCAACUGGUGUCCCUUUGAAGAGUGAAGAUGAAGGUCGAAGUGAGGAGAGACGAGGGGCGGAGCCACCAAACAGCAACAGCUCAAGUGAUGGAGACCACUGUGGAGGAUCACAAACAGACGGUGAUGAUGAUGAUGAUGAUGAUGAUGAUGUUGAUGAACAGUUGGAAGGUGAUAUGACAUGUCACACUGCCAAUAAAUGCUGGAAAUGUUCUAAAUGUAAGAAAACCUUUGCUUCUAACCGCAAUUUCAUACAACACAUGAAAAUACACACUGGAGAGAAGCAUUUUGGCUGCUCAGUUUGUGGUCAAAGGUUCUCUGUGAAGAGUUACUUACAAAUACACACAAGAACACACACUGGUGAGAAGCCUUUUGCAUGCUCAGUUUGUGGUCAAAGAUUCUCUCACAAGGAAAGCUUAAAUAGACACACAAGAACCCACACUGGUGAGAAACCUUUUGCAUGCUCAGUUUGUGGUCAAAGUUUCUCCCGAAAGGAGAGCUUAAAAAUACACACAAGAACACACACCAGAGAGAAACCUUUUGCAUGCCCAGUUUGUGGUCAAAGAUUCUCUCACAAGGGAUAUUUGACAGGCCACGCAAGAACACACACUGGUGAGAAACCUUUUGCAUGCUCAGUUUGUGGUCAAAGAUUCUCCCUAAAGAAAAGCUUAAAAAUCCACACAAGAACACACACUGGUGAGAAACCUUUUGCUUGCUCAGUUUGUGGUCAAAGGUUCUCCCGAAAGGAAAGCUUAAAAAUACACACAAGAACACACACCAGAGAGAAACCUUUUGCAUGCUUAGUCUGUGGUCAAAGAUUCUCUCACAAGGGAUAUUUGACAGGUCACGCAAGAACACACACUGGAGAGAAGCCUUUUGCAUGCCCAGUUUGUGGUCAAAGAUUCUCCCUAAAGAAAAGCUUAAAAAUACACACAAGAACACACACUGGUGAGAAACCUUUUGCAUGCCCAGUUUGUGAUCAAAGAUUCUCUGUGAAGAGAUACUUAACAAUACACACAAGAACACACACUGGUGAGAAACCUUUUGCAUGCUCAGUUUGUGGUCAAAGAUUCUCCCAAAGGGGACAUUUGACAAGUCACACAAGAACCCACACUGGUGAGAAGCCUUUUGCCUGCUCAGUUUGUGGUCAAAGAUUCUCCCUAAAGGAAAGCUUAAAAAUACACGCAAGAACACACACUGGAGAGAAGCCUUUUUCCUGCUCAGGUUGUGGGCAAAGAUUCUCUCGUAAGGAUCGGGUUAAGACACACAAGUGUCCUGGUGAGACAAGCAGUGAUCAAGAAGCUUUUAAUGCAAAUGUAAAUGUUUAAUAUAAAAGUAAUGACUAUGUGACUGACAGAAAUCUACAUGCUUGUAUUCAGUGUACCAGCUUUUAUUUUAUGUAUCCUCUUCUUGUCCAUAUAGUUUCUAAAAGCCCUGUGAGUGUUGAGAAUGAACGCCCAGACUUCCCUUUCCCCAGCCACUUCAUCCAUCUCUUCCAGGGGGAUCCCGAGGCGUU
Molecule: messenger RNA, 2343 nt
Organism: Phycodurus eques (leafy seadragon)
Lineage: Eukaryota; Metazoa; Chordata; Actinopteri; Syngnathiformes; Syngnathidae
Product: gastrula zinc finger protein XlCGF57.1-like
Exons: 5
Coding region: 311-2155 (614 amino acids)
Biological process (GO): regulation of transcription by RNA polymerase II; central nervous system development
Cellular component (GO): nucleus
Molecular function (GO): DNA-binding transcription factor activity, RNA polymerase II-specific; RNA polymerase II cis-regulatory region sequence-specific DNA binding
Source: RefSeq, a predicted model, not a curated record